Molecule: messenger RNA, 2507 nt
Organism: Rhincodon typus (whale shark)
Lineage: Eukaryota; Metazoa; Chordata; Chondrichthyes; Orectolobiformes; Rhincodontidae
Product: Fc receptor-like protein 5
Exons: 12
Coding region: 1-1839 (612 amino acids)
Biological process (GO): cell surface receptor signaling pathway
Molecular function (GO): transmembrane signaling receptor activity
Source: RefSeq, a predicted model, not a curated record
AUGAACUGCUGGAAUGGAUAUGUAGCUUUCCAUGUUGUCCCAGUUUCACCUUUGGAAGGAGAGACACUGGAACUGAAUUGUCGGGGCAAAUACAAAUCCCAAUGGGAGAGGGAAUAUGCCUUUUACGGAAAAGGCAAGAAGAUCCAUUCAAUGAAGUCCAAAAGUCAUGAAUGUUUGUACAGUAUUAAAGUAAACGACACCGAUGACAGUGGCUGGUACUAUUGUAAAAUUAACCGGUGGAAAUCACAAAAUGUUAAGAUUCAGGUUCAAGAACGCUUUGCCAAGCCCGUACUGAGGGUGGAGCCAGCAGCUGAAGUAUUCGAGGGGCUCCAGCUUGUGUUGACAUGCAUUAUCAAGAUGGCACGGCCCUUGGCCCAGCUUCGCUACUUGUUUUACAGAGACAGCAUCGCUCUGGAGGUCGUGCCAAGUGAUGGUAGUGUGUUCAACAUCAGUGCAGCGACUGCAAUCAUUUCUGGGAAUUACGCCUGUGAAACGAUCGAGACGAUUUACGGUCUGAGGAAGAGGAGCGACUACAUUCACAUUUCUGUUAAACAGGCGUUCGCUGUCCCUAAGUUGACCGUACGUCCUGAGGGACAACUGUUUGAUGGCCAGUGGGUUAAACUGGUGUGCUCGGUUGAAGAGAAUCUCUCCCAAGCUUCCUUGUGGUACAGCUUUUACAGAAAUGGAGUCCCUUUCCAGUCUCUGUCCACCCACAGUGAUUACAUCUCCGAGUCAGCUCGUGUGGCGGAUUCGGGUACUUACCAUUGCGUUGUUACAGACAGUAAGGUGUGGAAACGCAGUAAUCAGCUCCAUUUGUCCAUCAGGCGAAUUCCAGUGUCAAAACCGGAUCUAAUAAUUCAACCCAGAAAGGAGCUAAUCGAAGGAGAGACAGGAUCCUUAGUCUGUUCAGUCUCCAAUGGUUCUUUGCCAAUUUAUUACCAAUUCUACAACGGCUCAAACACGGAACUGCACAGGGAGUUUUCCAACAGUGCCGAGCUUGUUUACAAAAUUGGAGCCAUCAGCAGAAGGGACGAAGGGCUUUAUCAUUGCUCGGUGAGAAAUGAGGCAACAGAUCUCCCACUGCGCAGUGAAGACAUAAAGAUCACAGUGAUAGUUCCUGUCGCAGAUGCUGUGCUGAUUUCCCACACUAAUGGGACUGAGAUGUGGGCCGGGGAGACCCUUGUUCUCCGGUGCCUGGUGAGGGAAGGCACUGAGCCGCAGUUUGUUUGGUACCGUGACAACGUGCCGCUAAGAAACGGCACUGCAAGCUCCCAUGUGACUGCCGAUGGUGGUGAGCUGGUUAUUCAUUCAUUCCGGAGAGAUAAUGUCGGGAGGUAUCACUGUGCAGCGAUCAACAAAGGAACCAAUGGCACCAUUUUUAACGUGACCAGCGACUGUAUCGGAUUCACGCUGAGAGGUCCGAGUUAUUCCACGGAGAUCGCGGCCUCACUUUUCCUAGUUCUGCUGUUUGCCAGCCUGAUCGCAUCCGUGUGUUUCAUCCACCGGAAGAGGGACGCAGGGAAUUCCUCAACCGUGUCACAUCCCAGCAGACCCCAACCUUCUGGUGAAGGGCCGGCAGCCAGCAAUGUGGAGUACGCAGUUGUUGGAGCAACAUACAAUGCUGAAAACACCGCUGCGGAUCUGGUUUAUUCAGUGGUCACCAUCAAGAAGACAACUGAGCCCUGCAACAGUAUUGGUUUCUCCUGCACUGGGAAGAAGGAUGCCAAGACUGACCCCAGCGAUAAUUCUAUCACGUACGCCACACUGAACUUCAGCAAGCCCUCGGAUGAAGAAGACAGAGUGGACGGAAACAUUUAUGAGAACAUUCUGCGCAAGUAAGGAGGGUGUGAGAAGACAGACAAGAGACGUGUUGUUCAAUUCUAUAAACCAUCUAGUUAAGAGGGAUAACAUAACUUCCGUGUUCAGACAACAAACUUGUGAACUUUGCAAUGGAAACCAUGUUGCACAAGCUGUCUGAAUCUGCUCGUUUUCACAUUGCUGCAUCCUUCAGUCUAUUCUAGAUCUUGUGGGCUGCUAUGGUUUGAAUUUACCAAACUAUUUCAGUCGCUGGUAGCCUUUAGAAAUUUAAUGCCUGCCUCUCCUUCGCUCUCAUGGACAUAUCUGAUGAUUGAACUUUUCAGUUCAUCCAUAUUUAAGGGGAGGAAUACAUCAUCUGUCCCCUUCUGCAAAUGCAUGAUCAUGAAUCUAUCCCAUUGUUAUCAACUUUGAACAGCAAUGGUUGGUCAGACCUGAGAGGUGGGAGUCAGUCGUUGUUCAGUGGAUUUAACCUGCCCUUUCUUACCUUGAAGGCUAAAGUGAUGAGCUCAUCGUUCACCGAGACUGAACGUCCCAAAUUCUCCUUAGACACUGAAAGACUUUAUUGAACAUUGAUGUAAUAUAGGAAACCCAGCAACCAACUUGCACACAGCAAAUCUCUCAACAGUUGGAUCAGAAUAACUCACAUCACUGUCUUCUGUUUGAUUAAAAAAAAUUAUAUUCUCAAAUAA